AUACCAAUAUGGCUGCGCCCACAAAAAAACAUGAUAUUUUUUCUAAAUUUUAAAAUUCGAUCAUGCCAGGUCUUAUAUCUGCUAAAAUGAUGAUAAAAAUAAAGACUUGAUAAAAUAUAGCUGUAAUUGAAGACAAAAAAAUCAAAACAACAUGGUGACAAGAUACAUAAAGAUAAAACUACAGUUUUGUCAGCAACUUCACACGUGGAAUCAUCUAACAUGUCUAAGAAAACAUUAUACUACCAAAUCAGGUGACCUUGUAUUUGUUUCCCUUUCCAAUGACAUUUUUAUGAAUCUAGCCUUUGAAGAUUGGCUGUAUGAAAAUGAAAAUUUAAAGACCAAAUCUAUUUUGCUGAUGUGGAAGAAUAAUCCUGCUGUUGUGAUUGGAUGUCAUCAGAAUCCAUAUCUAGAAUGUGAUGUGUGGAAAAUUGCUGAAAAUAACUUAAGUCUUGCUCGACGUAAAAGUGGUGGAGGAGCGGUAUAUCACGAUAAAGGAAACAUAAAUUGCUCUUUUAUUAAAGACAGAUCUUUGUACAACAGGUACAAAAAUCUUGACCUUGUUGUAAAAGCUUUGUCAUCCCGUUGGAACAUAGAUUUAAGUAUAAAUACUAGGGAAGAUAUAUUAUUGGAUGGCUUUUAUAAGGUCUCAGGAACAGCUUCUAAACUUGGACGUAAUACAACCUAUCACCAUUUCACCCUAAUAUUUGAUGUGGAUAAAGAUAAAUUGUUUGAAUAUUUGGACAGCCCAAUGUCAACGGUAGGAGUUCACAGCAGAGCAACACAGAGCUUGAAGUCACGAGUAAAGAAUUUAUCGGACAGUAUUCCUGGUGUAACAUAUGAUUCUCUGGUUGAUGUGAUAGGUCAACAGUUUUUAAAGGGAAAGAAAAAUAUGGACAAUUUUCAGUUUAUAAAUCCAUCUGAAGCACAGUUCCCAGGUUUACAGAAGAUUUACAAUGAACUUUUUGAUUGGGAAUGGAUUUAUGGAAGAACUCCAAAUUUUUCCCUCACUAGACACUUUGCUAAAAAUCUAGAAUACUAUAUUGAACAUCAGAUUACUAUAAAUGUCAACAUUGAAAAAGGCAGGAUAUCAAAAAUUGACAUAGAAACUAAUUUUAAUGAGACAUACCUAAAAAUGAGGCCAUUGAUACAAGAACAUUUAAUAGGCACUAGAUUUUGGUUUAAUGAUUUACAGAUGAGCUUAAAUAAGAUUAAACAGGAGUCUAGACACUUUGGGGAGAUUGAAUUACAUUCUUGGAUUGGCAACUGUUUAUCUAAAGUUUUAUGUGUGUGAUGAUAGAUCAAUAUAAAUCAAGUUAUUAUUAAAAAAUGUACUUAUA
Mytilus californianus (California mussel) is the source of this 1337-nucleotide messenger RNA. Its product is annotated as lipoyltransferase 1, mitochondrial-like. The record is from RefSeq and is a predicted model, not a curated record. The transcript is spliced from 5 exons. Lineage: Eukaryota; Metazoa; Mollusca; Bivalvia; Mytilida; Mytilidae. Gene Ontology annotation, molecular function: lipoyltransferase activity. Gene Ontology annotation, cellular component: cytoplasm; mitochondrion. The coding region runs from base 152 to 1291 and encodes 379 amino acids. Gene Ontology annotation, biological process: protein lipoylation.